UGUCCUAUGGCUUUGCUACUGUAGUGCCCUGAUACAAUAGGUGUAGUGCACCUAUGAACAGGACAAAAUCGACUCCGCUGUCGUGUCUCGAUAUCUUACGAGGGUGUAUGGUCGUUUACAUACUUGUUGUUAAUCCACAAAGACACCUGUGUACCUGCUGGCCACAAACUUGACAUUUAACAUAAUUAAAUUCCAAAACAAUCAGGUCUUGGAUGGUCUUCUUCUCUCAAGCAUCAUUUGAUUUCCGGUUACCCAAAUCAGCUUGGGUUUCUCGGGCAUCGUUGUGAUUCAAAUUAUCAUACACACAAUCCCCCACAAACUUGAGUAGGUAGUCAAGAAUAUCAUAUCAUAUACUCUCAAGAAUCAUUAAUCAUGGUUGCAAACAAGAAACGUUUGUACCUCGCCAUCUACCCCUCGGGGCGAGAGAACGAGAAAUAUGCGUUCGCUCUUCUCGUUGGCCCCAAAGAAGAGGGCAAUGAAAAGGCGCCCGGAACGCGAUACUUCAUCCAGCACCACCAUACUGAAGGAUGGCGCUACAAGACAAUCCCUGACGACGACAUCCGCGUCGGCGUGACUCUCCUCGCCCGCAUUGUCAUUGCCAAGGUCACAGACGAGGUCAAUCUCAUCGACAUCUUCAAGAUCACUGCCAUUAAUUACAGUGAGCAACACACCAGCUCUCGCUCGUGGGUCAUCAACGUCUUGCUGUACCUCGCGGAGAUGAACAGCAAGGUCGUCGGCACCGCCAAGCUGAGCUGGCCCGCAGUCCAGGCCAAGGCUUUGGAAUAUGUCCAGCAGAAGCAUGCCGAGGGAAGAUACGGAUCGGGACAGGAUAUGACCUUGCCGAAGCCUACAUUUGACUUGCUCCAGAACAAGGAGCUCAUCGCUUGAAUGACAUUGGGGAUGGUUGAUGAACUCUAGAUUGCAAAUGCAGAAGCUUCAGGUGGAAUUGAGAUGGGAUUAUAAGUCGUACUACAAGC
This is a messenger RNA of Hypoxylon fragiforme, 977 nucleotides long. RefSeq lists its product as uncharacterized. The transcript has 2 exons. Lineage: Eukaryota; Fungi; Ascomycota; Sordariomycetes; Xylariales; Hypoxylaceae. Bases 373 to 888 code for a protein of 171 amino acids. The record is from RefSeq and is a predicted model, not a curated record.